This is a messenger RNA of Apaloderma vittatum (bar-tailed trogon), 2391 nucleotides long. It is a transcript of the gene R3HDM2, whose product is annotated as R3H domain containing 2. The annotation marks the transcript as partial. Lineage: Eukaryota; Metazoa; Chordata; Aves; Trogoniformes; Trogonidae. The record is from RefSeq and is a predicted model, not a curated record. Gene Ontology annotation, molecular function: nucleic acid binding. The transcript has 19 exons.
AUGUCAAACAGCAACACAACACAAGAGUCUCUGGAAAUAAUGAAGGAGUCUGAAAAAAAAGCGGUUGAGGAAUCUGUGAACAAAACCAAAUACGUAUCCAGAUCACCAAGCAAGGAGGAGGUGGAGAAGGAUGGCGGGGAGGAGGUCAGCGUGCGCCAGGAAUCUCAGAGACGAACUUCAAGUCACGGACAUGCCAGAAAAAGAGCCAAGUCUAAUUCAAAGCUUAAACUGGUCAGGAGUUUGGCUGUAUGUGAAGAAUCGUCUGGCCCCUUCGUAGAUGGGCUGCUGGAGUCCCAGGACAUCAUUCAGUUGCACGUUAGCUGCCCCUCUGACAAGGAAGAGGAAAAAUCCAUGAAAGAUGGGGCGGAGAAAGAAGAAAAAGACAAGAAUAAAGAAAAGGCACCAAGGAAAAUGCUGUCUCGAGAUUCCAGCCAGGAAUAUACAGACUCCACUGGAAUAGAUUUGCAUGAAUUUUUAGUAAAUACACUGAAAAAAAACCCACGGGAUAGAAUGAUGCUACUCAAGUUAGAACAGGAGAUUCUGGAAUUUAUUAGUGAUAACAACAAUCAGUUUAAGAAGUUCCCUCAGAUGACCUCGUACCACAGGAUGCUGCUGCACCGGGUGGCUGCUUACUUCGGCAUGGACCAUAACGUUGACCAAACUGGGAAGGCGGUCAUUAUCAACAAGACCAGUAACACACGAAUCCCAGAGCAGAGGUUCUCUGAGCACAUCAGAGAUGAGAAGAGUGCAGAGUUCCCACAGAGAUUUAUCCUAAAACGAGAUGAUACCAGCAUGGACCGAGAUGAUAAUCAGAUCAGACUCCCCUUGCAGGAUGGGAGAAGGAGCAAAUCAAUAGAAGAGCGAGAGGAAGAGUAUCAGCGGGUCAGGGAGCGGAUAUUUGCACGAGAGACUGGACAGAAUGGAUAUCUCACUGACAGCAGAAUCUCCAAAGAAGGCUUUUCUUCUAGUUCUCACAAACGGAGGCAGAUUUUUAGGGGCAACCGGGACGGUUUGAACCGGGCCUCAGGCAGCCGUCAGAGCAGCACCGAGAGCGAGGUGAAGUCGCUGGAGCCUCGGCCGUGGAGCAGCACAGACUCCGAUGGCUCCAUCCGCAACCUGCGACCCCCCGUUACCAAAGCCAGCAGCUUCAGCGGCAUCUCCAUCCUGACGCGGGGGGACAGCAUCGGGAGUGGCAAAGGCAGCGCCGCCAGCAGAACAUCCCGAACAGGUAUCAACCCUGCCAUGCUUUUCUCUGUUCAAGGUCUGGUACUAGGUGCCCCUGAAGCCUGCAGCCCAUCCACUUCUUCACAGCCCAGCCGUGGCCUCCUUCCCUGCGCAGCCCAGCAGCCUCAACCGCAGCCCCCCCAGCAGCCACCGCCGCAACCCCAAGGGCUCCCGCCCGCAGCCCCGCAGCAGCCAGCCAUCAGUAACCACAUGAUGUCCCAGCCGGUCCCAGCGCUGCAGCCUGUUCAGUAUUCUCCAAGCUCCUGCCCCCAAGUCCUCUUGCCAGUCUCUCCACCCCAGCAGUACAACUUGGCCGAUGAGCUCAGCAACCCUUUUGGACAGAUCAACCUCAGCCGACAAGGCUCUGCCGAAGCGCCGGAUCCUUCCUCGGCUAUGUUCCAGUCAUCCCUCAUCUCCCAGCACCCUCAGCAGACAGGAUUCAUCAUGGCAACCCCUGGGCAGCCCAUUCCCACCUCCAGCUACUCUGCCUCAGGGCAUACGGCCCCCACACAGCAGGUGCUGCAGCCCCAGGGCUACAUUCAGCCCCCCCAGCAGAUUCAGGUUUCUUACUACCCUCCUGGGCAGUAUCCGAACUCCAGCCAGCAAUACCGAUCUCUAAGUCACCCAGUUGCCUACCGCUCGCCGCGUGGGAAGCUGCUCCAUUUAAACCCUGUUCCGACAGGUUUACAGCCCAUGAUGUCCAACCAGCAGCAAACAUACCAAGGUGUCAUGGGAGUGCAGCAGGCGCAGCCCCCUGGGCUCCUCAGCAGCCAGAGGAACAGCGUGGGGGGCCAGAUGCAGAGUGUGAUGGGAGUGCAGCAGGCACAGCCCCCUGGACUUCUCAGCAGCCAGAGGAGCGGGAUGGGCAACCAGAUGCAGAGCCUGAUGGUCCAGUACACUCCACUGCCUUCGUACCAGGUUCCUGUGGCCAACGAGUCCCAGAAUGUGGUCCAGCAGUCCUUCCAGCAGCCAGUGCUUGUACCAGCCAGCCAGUCUGUUCAGGGGGGGCUUCAAGGGGGAGGGGUACCCAUCUACUACAGCGUCAUCCCAGCAGCCCAGCAGAAUGGCACCAGCCCUGUUGGCCAGGGGAGCCACGGUAAGUACUACAGCCUGGACCAGCGGGGACAGAAGCCAGGAGACCUGUACAACCCAGACACCAGUGCUCAG